AUGGCAAUGGCUGCCACCGCUGUUUUCAAGCUUUCCUCCAACCCGACCGCCGCCGGAAACUGUAAUUAUGAUGAUUUUGUGAAGUCGUCGUCGUCCAGGCACCUCUCUUUCGCGGUUUCCGUCGCCGGCAAGAGCAUCGCGCCGCCGGCGCUACUUGGGCUGCGACGGCUUCGUUUAGGUGGUAAAUUGGGACGCCGGAGUCCGAUGUUCGUCUCACCGAAGGCGGUGUCCGACUCCCAGAAUUCUCAAACUUGCCUUGAUCCCGACGCCAGCAGAAGUGUCUUGGGUAUUAUUCUUGGAGGUGGAGCUGGUACUCGACUUUAUCCUCUUACAAAGAAGAGAGCAAAGCCAGCUGUUCCUCUCGGAGCAAAUUACAGGCUUAUUGAUAUUCCCGUGAGCAAUUGCUUGAACAGUAACAUUUCCAAGAUCUAUGUCCUAACCCAAUUCAAUUCAGCAUCCCUUAAUCGUCACCUUUCGAGGGCGUACGCUAGCAACAUGGGCGGUUACAAGAAUGAAGGUUUUGUUGAGGUUCUCGCAGCUCAGCAAAGUCCGGAAAAUCCCAAUUGGUUCCAGGGAACAGCAGAUGCAGUGAGGCAGUAUCUAUGGUUGUUUGAGGAGCACAAUGUUCUCGAGUACUUGAUUCUUGCUGGUGAUCAUUUGUACAGAAUGGACUAUGAGAAGUUCAUUCAAGCCCAUAGAGAAACAGAUGCCGACAUUACUGUGGCUGCCCUGCCCAUGGACGAAAAGCGGGCUACGGCAUUUGGUCUGAUGAAAAUUGACGAAGAAGGACGCAUCAUUGAAUUUGCCGAGAAACCAAAGGGAGAACAACUGAAAUCUAUGAAGGUUGAUACUACAAUAUUGGGUCUUGAUGAUGAGAGAGCCAAGGAGAUGCCUUACAUUGCGAGUAUGGGAAUAUAUGUCGUUAGCAAAGAUGUGAUGUUGAAUCUUCUAAGGGACGAGUUUCCUGCAGCCAAUGACUUUGGGAGUGAAGUUAUUCCUGGAGCUACUUCCAAGGGAUUAAGAGUGCAAGCUUACUUGUUUGAUGGCUACUGGGAAGAUAUCGGUACCAUUGAAGCUUUCUACAAUGCCAAUCUUGGAAUUACAAAAAAGCCAGUCCCAGACUUUAGCUUCUAUGAUAGAUCAGCUCCAAUCUAUACCCAACCUCGAUACUUGCCUCCUUCUAAGAUGCUUGAUGCUGAUGUCACGGAUAGUGUCAUUGGUGAGGGAUGCGUGAUCAAGAAUUGCAAAAUCCAUCAUUCUGUGGUUGGACUUAGAUCCUGUAUAUCAGAGGGUGCAAUCAUUGAGCACUCCUUGUUGAUGGGUGCCGAUUAUUACGAGACUGAUGCAGACAGAAAGUCCCUGGCAGAGAAAGGUGAGUUACCCAUUGGCAUUGGUAGAAACACUCACAUCAAGAAAGCCAUAAUUGACAAAAACGCCAGAAUUGGAGAGAAUGUGAAGAUAAUUAACAUUGACAACGUUCAAGAAGCAGCAAGAGAGACAGACGGAUACUUCAUCAAGAGCGGUAUCGUGACCGUAAUUAAGGAUGCUUUAAUUCCAAGCGAAACCGUGAUUUAG
Molecule: messenger RNA, 1575 nt
Organism: Striga hermonthica
Lineage: Eukaryota; Viridiplantae; Streptophyta; Magnoliopsida; Lamiales; Orobanchaceae
Source: the annotation of a GenBank genome assembly